Molecule: messenger RNA, 1059 nt
Organism: Punica granatum (pomegranate)
Lineage: Eukaryota; Viridiplantae; Streptophyta; Magnoliopsida; Myrtales; Lythraceae
Source: RefSeq, a predicted model, not a curated record
AGCUUAGCUCUCUGUGCAUUCAUAGGAGCUGAUCACCCAUAUUGCCACUGUUGAUUUCUCUUCAGUUCAAAAGUUCUCUCCUCUUCGCGGUGGUUACUGGUUCAAAGUGUUUUGUUUCAAUUAAUUAGAAGAAAGAAAGGGAAAAUUAAGGAGGAGAAGAUGCCGGGGCUGACGCUCGGAGACACUGUGCCGAACCUCGAAGUCGAGACGACCCACGGCAAAAUGUGGCUCCACAACUACUUGGGCAACUCCUUCACCAUCCUCUUCUCCCAUCCUGGGGAUUUCACCCCCGUAUGCACAACAGAGUUGGGGAAGAUGGCGGCAUAUGAGAGACAGUUUGCCGAGAAGGGUGUAAAGCUCAUGGGUCUCUCCUGCAAUGAUCUGCAGUCCCACAAUGAGUGGAUCAAAGACAUCGAGGCCUACACCCCCGGAAGUGUCGUGAGAUACCCAAUCAUCGCUGACCCGAACCGGGAGAUUAUCAAGCAACUCAACAUGGCGGAACCCGAGGAGAAAGACCCCUCCGGAAAUCAGGUCCCUUCCCGGGCCCUCCACAUUGUUGGCCCUGAUAAGAAGAUAAAGUUGAGCUUUCUCUAUCCGGCGAGCACGGGAAGGAACAUGGACGAGGUGUUGAGGGUGGUGGAAUCACUAAAGAAGGCUUCAGAGCACAAGGUGGCGACACCCGUGGACUGGAAGCCCGGGGAACCAGUGGUGAUAUCGCCAAGCGUGAGCGACCAGGAGGCCAAGAAGAUGUUCCCUCAGGGCUUCGAGACCGUUGAUCUCCCUUCCAAGAAGGGCUACCUCAGGUUCACUCAGGUUGACUAGAGAUUUGGAGACUUUAAUCGCUCACCUAUAUAUAUAUAUAUAUAUAUAUAUCUUCUAUGUUAGAUAUCCCUAGUAAUCAAUAAUUGCAGUGACGAAUCUCUUAUGUGGCAAUGAUGACUGAUCAUAUAAUGAAUAAUAUAUGUACACAUAUGCGGAAGUAUAUGUGUGUGUAUUGCAGUGACGAAUCUCUUAUGUGGCGAUGAUGACUGAUCAUAUAUAUAUAUCUUCUAUGUUAGA